This is a messenger RNA of Esox lucius (northern pike), 5886 nucleotides long. RefSeq names its product calcitonin gene-related peptide type 1 receptor. Bases 301 to 1734 code for a protein of 477 amino acids. Gene Ontology annotation, molecular function: adrenomedullin receptor activity; calcitonin receptor activity; calcitonin gene-related peptide receptor activity. The transcript has 15 exons. Gene Ontology annotation, biological process: adenylate cyclase-activating G protein-coupled receptor signaling pathway; angiogenesis; cell surface receptor signaling pathway. Lineage: Eukaryota; Metazoa; Chordata; Actinopteri; Esociformes; Esocidae. Gene Ontology annotation, cellular component: plasma membrane. The record is from RefSeq and is a predicted model, not a curated record.
CUUUCCUUGCGUUUGCAGAACAGCACAUUGGACUUAACCCUCAACAUACGAACAGCAGGAUUAUAAGGAUUCUGGCAACAGCCUGAGGAAAAUAUUUUUUCUUUGAUUUUACAUUAUUUAUUACUCAGUAAGCUGCGUCAUUGGGACCUAGGAGUUCAAAUCAUGGUUGGGGCAUACCGAUGAUGCCAGGAGCCUCGCAUGUGGUGGUGGAAAUUGGUUGAGUUGGUGGGGAUGCCUUGCCUCGUCGCACUCUAGCAACUUCUAGUGAGCUGCAGGCGUUUGUCUAUCUCUCCUGGACCCAUGGACAGUGGAGCCAGAAUGGAUGCUAACGCUAUAUUUUUCCUUCUGUUGCUGUGUUCUGUCACUGAGCUGUUUGUGGCGGCGACCUCAGAGGCAAAUGAAUCCCAGCAUGAGCAGAUGCACCCACAGCACGAAAUCGAGUUCAGUCGGAACAGUAUACUCACAGCUCAGUUCGAGUGCUACCAGAAUAUUAUGAAAAAGGAUAGAAAAAAAAAUGCAGGUCAAGUGUGUAAUGAGACAUGGGAUGGCUGGCUGUGUUGGGAGGAGACAGAGGCAGGCUUCACUGCUAACCAGAACUGUCCAGAAUAUUACCAGGACUUUAACCCAGCAGAAAUGGCAACUAGAGUGUGCAGUGAGACGGGCCAUUGGUUUCUACAUCCAGAGAGCAACAAAACAUGGACAAACUACACAGAAUGCAGUGCACACAACGAUGCCCUUAGAGUGACAGCGAUGAAUCAAUACUACUUGGUUCUGAUUGGUCAUGGACUUUCACUAACAUCAUUGCUGUUAUCUUUGGGAAUAUUUUUUAAUUUUAAGAGUCUAAGCUGCCAGAGGAUAACACUCCACAAAAACCUCUUCUUCUCGUUUGUGUUGAACUCAGUCAUUACUAUCAUCUGGUUUACAGCGGUGAUUAAAAAUCAGGAGCUAAUGCAGUCUAACCCUGUCUGGUGUAAGGUAGUGAACUUUAUCCACCUCUACCUGUUUGGCUGCAACUACUUCUGGAUGCUUUGUGAAGGCAUCUACCUGCACACACUCAUCGUCGUUGCCGUGUUCGCAGAGAAACAACCCCUGAAGUGGUAUUACCUGCUCGGAUGGGGUUUUCCAAUCAUACCUGCUUUGAUACAUGCAAUAGCACGCAACAAUUACUACAAUGACAACUGUUGGAUCAGCUAUGAAACAUCUCUGCUGUACAUCAUCCACGGUCCGAUCUGUGCUGCCCUGCUGAUUAAUCUGUUUUUCCUUCUGAACAUAGUGCGCGUCCUCAUCACCAAACUUAAGGUGACCCACCAGGCAGAGUCUAGCCUCUACAUGAAGGCUGUAAGAGCCACCCUGAUCCUGGUCCCUCUACUGGGUAUCCAGUUCGUCCUGUUCCCUUACAAACCGGGACGUUACACCUAUGAGACAUACGACUACAUCAUAACAAUCCUCAUGCACUACCAGGGUCUCCUGGUUGCCACCAUUUUCUGCUUCUUCAAUGGGGAGGUCCAAAGCGUUAUGCGAAGACACUGGAAUCAGCAGAGAAUCCAGUUUGGCAACAAUUUUGCCGGUGCAGACAUCUUCCGCUCCGCCUCAUAUGUGGCGUCCUCUCUGACGGAGGUCCACCGCUGCUACAGUAUUGACGGGCACACCGAACUCAUGAACGGCAAAAACAGCUACCAUGACAUUGAGACCGUGACACCCACCAUUCUCAGGUCGGAGAACCCUUUUGCCUAAAGGUUGAAUAUCGGACAUUGGUUUUUCUUUGUUUUCUUUGCUGUUAAGACAUUUUACAAAUUGAUGGAAGCCAAGGAUUAUACAGGAAGAGAAAGAAGUGGAAGGAAUUUCCCUCAUCUUCGUAUGGAUGUCCUAUCUAGCUACACAGUACAAGUUGAGUAGACAGCUCAGGACUCUUUUCCCAAGUCCUCUAGAAACCUUUUGGCUGUAGCCUUCACAGUGAUAAGAUGCAUCGGGGUAAAGGACAUUCAUGUUUAGGGUUAAGACCUUUCUUAACCUUUCAGUGUGCUAAAUAUACUUACCUUCAACCGUUUAACUUUAAAAAAGACUGAAUUGGCACUUAAUUAAAGACAACUCUGCUAAUUAAUAGAAACUACCUAGAGUAUCUUGCAGGCCUUAGUGUUUUGGCAUGGCAUUUCACUAAUUUCCUGUGGACCAAAGAGCCUUGUCUGUGCAACAUCCUCUAACCUGAGAUGAUGAGUAAGUACAGUAAAAUUAACUUGUUGGGCGUACUGGUUAUUUAAUUCCAUUUUGUCCUUAAGGACAAAUUCAAGCUACUGUACUUGGACCUUAAGCACUGGACUAUAUUUUACAAUAUGUUUUCUCAAAAACUAUCUAAUAGUAUUUCGGUUAUUAGCCCACUGAUAAUACAAUCCCCAAAAAUGUGUAUGGGAGUAGUCAACUUUUAAAGAUAAAGGACUUUCAUUACUGAGAAAAAAUCUCACAAUGAUGCGUUUUCCAGAAUGUACGACUCUCUUAUUAGGCAACAUGGGAAAUGUUGUUUCGGAGGGAAAUCAUCGUUGUGUAUCUGAGGGCCAAGGUGGAAUUUUAUUUUUCACAGCAGUUACACAUAUAAUUUGUUACUUUAUGUUGUUAUCUGUGGUCUGAAUUGUUUAUUUAAAACCCUACUGUGGCAGUACUUCUCACUUUAUCCCCCAUAAGCAUGUACACUUGUGGUCAAACAUUUACAUACACUUGUAAAGAACAUUCAUGUCAUGGCAGUUUGAGUUUCCAAUAACUACAACUCAUAAUUUUCUGUGAUGGAAUCAUUGGAGCACAUACCUCUUUGUCAUGAAAUUUGUCAUGAAAUGUGGUUCUUUUAUGACUUCAUUAUGGGUCUUCUGAAAAUGUGACCAAAUCUACUGGGUCAAAAAUAUACAUACAGCAACUUCAAUGAUCAAUUGUGGUGAUAGUUGUAUCAAUCAAAUUUGCUUUGUGACAUGACCUCUUUAACUUCUCACAAGUGAUUAUUAUUUACUACAGCUGGUGACUUCUCUGAGCCCAUUUAAAUGGGGCUUGUUUGAUACACUAAUUAGAUUCAACCAAAACGCUAUGAUGGGCAAGUCUAAGUAGCUCGGCACAGAUCUGAAGAGGCAGAUCAUUGACUUGAACAAGUCAGGAAAGUCACUUGGAGCCAUUUCAAAGCAGUUACAGGUCCCAAGGGCCACUGUGCAAACAAUUGUUGGUAAGUAUAAAGUGCAUGGCUCAGUUGUGUCACUGCCACAAUCAGGAAGACCACGCAAGCUAUCAACUGCUACUGAGAGAAAAUUGGUCAGGAUGGUCAGGGGUCGACCAAGAACCACCAAAAAGCAGGUCUGCAAUAAAUUAGAAGCUGCUGGAACACAGGUGUCAGUGUCCACAGUUAAGCGUGUUUUACAGCGCCAUGGACUGAGAGGCUGCCGUGCAAUAAGAAAGCCCUUGAUCCAGAUGCGGCACCUUAAGGCUCGACUGAAGUUUGCUACUGAUCACAUUGACAAACAAAGGCCUUCUGGAGGAAUGUUCUGUGGUCAGAUAAAUCAAAAAUGGAGCUAUUUGGCCACAAUGACCAGAAAUAGAGGAGAAAAGGUGAGGCCUUUAACCCCAAGAACACCAUACCUACCAUCAAGCAUGGUGGUGGUAGUAUUAUGCUCUGGGGCUGUUUUGCUGCCAGUGGAAUUGGUACAUUACAGAAAGUGAAUGGAAUAAUGAAGAAGGAUUACCUUUAAAUUCUUCAGGAAAACCUAAAAUCAUCAGCCAGAAGGUUGGGCCUUGGAUGCAGUUGGGUGUUUCAACAGGACAAUGACCCCAAACACACAUCAAAGGUGGUAAAGGAAUGGCUAAAUCAGGCUAGAAUUAAGGUUUUAGAAUGGUCAAAGAUUCAAACAGAAGCUUGUCAGAAGCUUGUGGAUGGCUACCAAAAGGGCCUAAUCGAGGUGAAAAUGGCCAAGGGACAUCUAAACAAAUAUUAAAAUUGCUCUAUGUAUAUUUUUGACCCAGUAGAUUUGGUCACAUUUUCAGAAAACCCAUAAUAAAGUCAAGUAUGUGCUCCAAUGAUUCCAUCACAGAGAAAAUGUAGUUGUAGUUAUUGGAAACUCAAACUGCCAUGACAUACAUGUUCUUUACAAGUGUUUUAAACGUUUGACCCCAACAGUACAUGUCCUGUCAAUCUAUUUCCCUGUUUGGUUGGCCCAUCACUUCUGUCUGGACUAGAGUUUAAUCCCUGAUUUUAUGUCUGGCACAUGAAAUGACCUUGACUUGCCUCUGUUUUAUCUGUCAUUAUACUUAAAGUAAGUAUUUUUUUCCAUAGAGAGUUGCUUCAUAUCCAAAUGCUGGAAAAUAAUUCUGCUCAAACAUGGAUAGUCCAUGUGGAGGGAGAGCGAGAGAGACAGGGAGAGAGAAAAUGAAAGUGUGUGUGUUUGCAUCUCCUGGUUAGAGUUCCCUCCAUAGUUAUUGGGACAGUAAAACAUUUUUCUUCUUUUGGCUCUAUAAGUAAAUUGUUACUGUUAUGUUAAAGUAGAGAUUCUCAGCGUUUUGCAAAUGUUGGUGCCCUGAAAGUCAUAGGUGGACCAUAUGUAGUGUUAUCAUUCUUAAAUAGUGAAACAAAUAUGAACACCAAUCCCCUCCAAUGAAAGCUCAGAAUCUAUACUUAAUAUGAUGUUGAUGCAUUUCAAAUCCAAACAUUUGCAGUAUAGAGUAUAUAUUAAGAAAAGUAGUUUAUAAUCCCAAUAAAUACAGAAAGCAUAUUGUAUAUUUAUCUUUAUGGGCAGAUCAAUAUAGAAAUAUAAUAGAAGGAUGAGUCAAAAGGGUAUUUAUGUUUUUAACUACUCAAAUGAAUUACCCAUCAACCCCACCAUGGCAUUCUGAAUGUGUCAUUACUGUUUUCAUUAACCUUUUGUACAAUUUUAUAGUCUAUAUUAUUGAGCAUAUUGCAGUUCUGUUUUCAUUAUACAUCAUCACUUCUAGCUGGGGUGGACACAAUAUAUGGUGUCAUGUCCGUUUUAUCUUUGAUAGUCAGUGAUUUUAUUUAGAAUCCAGAACCAACUGUUUUGUUUUCCACUCAGUUCUGAGUUCUACUCAAAAAAUCUUCAGGCAUUUAUUUCUGUUUUUCUAUGAGUGUAUUGUUUUCUCUUGUACAGGGUGUUGACUUUGUAUGUGUGCCAAAUUGUUUAACAUUCUCACUGUGGGGAAUGCUGUAAUGAAUUGUUGUGAAGUGUAAUGCAAUUAUAUGUCAUCAACAAAUGUUGCUUUGGCGCUGCUGGCUUUCGUCAUACUGUCCAAAAUUGUGAAACCAACACUGAAGAGCCAUGGUUUAGGCUGUGUACACAACUGUGAGCGCACAUACACACACACACACAUAACAAUUCAAAAUGAUUGACAUGCUGUUGGUCUAUACGGGAUAUUUAUCACAACUUUCUGUGUGGUUCUAUCAAUAGUCCAUUGCCUGGCAUCAAAUCCAUCUCUUUUAAUCAAAUGGUGAUUUCAGCAGUCCAAACAACACGUGAGGUUCUGUGCUUGUGGAUACGCUGCAUGUGUGGUCCAGGGUUUUUGUUGUUGCAUGACACUAGUAUUGAUUGCUACACUACCAGCGCACCCAACUGGAUUGAUGUUUGGGAUCCGUAUGUUAGCUAGAUUCCAGAUAGGGUGGAUAUUCCUUGUAUGGAAGCAGUUACAAGUUAAUACUGAAUACAUGAAUUGCAAACACACAGGAGAGCAAAUUCCAUCAGUAGGAAAUGCAGUAUCUUCAAAUGAUUAAUGCUGGGAAAACAUUAAAGUAAUGAAAUUACUUGUAAUGAUUUAAUCAUUUCAUUCAACGUGUAAAACUAUAAACAGCUGUUUUUGUUCAAAGCUAAUUUGGAAUUUCCUAGAACAAUAAAUAAUGACUAUGUUUCUUAA